Pseudophryne corroboree (corroboree frog) is the source of this 2169-nucleotide messenger RNA. RefSeq lists its product as uncharacterized. Bases 1 to 2169 code for a protein of 722 amino acids. NCBI's taxonomy places the organism in Eukaryota, Metazoa, Chordata, Amphibia, Anura, Myobatrachidae. The record is from RefSeq and is a predicted model, not a curated record. The transcript is spliced from 8 exons.
AUGGACUGGCAAAGCCCCAAUGUGCAUUAUGGGAAAAGUCCUCUCCACGAAGGGGAUCUAGUCACUGCUGGAGGAACUGUCAGUUAUGUCUGUGAGAGUGAAAGUGAAAGUAGAAUAUUAUUUCUGUACAAAGAGAGGAAGCUGCAGCUAUUAGAGGUCGGGGUGUGGGGCUGUAAUUACAGGGUCCGCGGGCCACACAUCAACAUGAGACCCCCAGAUAUCCUAUAUGUUCUCCUGUUAUACCUGACAGGGGCAGAUGCUCUGGGGGUCACUAUGACUAAACCACUUAUCGGAACACUGCGAGAGGACAAUGUGACCAUACCCUGUGAUAUCUCUGAUGUUGGAGCAGGUAGAACUAUCGCAGUGUACUGGACCAGGACAUGGAAUGGGAGCAGACAUGAAGUCUAUCAUUACGCACCUAAAGAAACAGUAUUCAGAGACGGAUCUUACGUGGUGGAGAGUGAGAUACACAGAGGAAACGCUGAGCUCCACAUCCCGCGUGUCCAGUUCUCUGAUGAAGGAGACUAUACCUGCACUGUAAUAGUCACCCCUAAUUCAGUGGAAGGGAAAGCUACUCUGCAGGUGUCAGCUCGUCCAUCUGCUUCGCUGACCCCAGGAGAAAUCAGCGUCCUGCUGGGAACAGAGAGAUCAGUCAUGUGUGCGGCCACCAAUUACUACCCCCAGCCUGUGACCAUACGCUGGUUCCGACACAAUAAAGGCUCCCCUGGCUGCGUGGCCUUGGAUCGGGGAAUCUGCACCGCUGACCCAGUUACUAAUGGAGAUGACACGUUUAAUGUUACCAGCCACCUGACGUUACAUCCUACAUCUAUGGACGAUGAUGGGAAUGAAUAUUCGUGUAUCGUGUCUCACAGGUCUUGGAAGAGUGACCUAGUGAGGACUCUUACUCUGACAGUGACAGAGCAAGAAGAUAUCACUGGUGCAGUUGCUGGAGCUGUGAUUGCGACACUUAUCUCUACGUUACUUCUGGUCUCAGCCGUGUUGUUGUACAUGAAAUUGUUUAAGAAAGACCCUCCCAGUCUUACUGAGAUAUCGGGAAACGAGCAGAUGAUUGACAUGACCAGGACGUCCCUCACCUGUCAGAUCACGGGCUUCAGGCCCAGUGACAUUAAAAUCUCUGUACGUCUUAGACGAGGAGAGAUGAUGAUGGAUAUCUACACCUGGAGAUCCGGAGACUCCAUUCCCCCAGCCCGCAUGACGAGAGAUGACAGCACUGGGGGUGACCGUGUGGUUAUAGGUGUAGAGGAACAGCAGGGGCUGAUUAAUGGGGCUGUAAAUCACGAGGAAAGACCCCUACGGCUAGAAUUGGUUCCUGUUAUAAAGACCAGCAGACUUGGUACUUCCAGCUGUCAGUGUUCUAUUCAUAUAACUCCCAGCUUUGAUGAAGAUAACGGAGCAGAACUGUCUGUACAUGUAGUGCACCCGGCUCUGAGAACACCGAUCUCUGUACAGAGAACACUGAACGUCAUUGGAGUGGCUCCUAAACUGUUAACAAUAAUGGCUCCUGAGCGCCUGAUACAUGAUGAGUCGGUGACGCUGACUUGUCCCAUUAAUGGAUAUAAACCCAGAGCUCUGUCUAUCACUUGGGUGAGGAAGGAUCAGAACCAGGAAACAGAACUUGUAACGCGGGAUGGUACAGGAACCAGGAUUCUGGAUAACAGAUACUCACACACUGCGCAGGAGAUUGAGCACGAUGAUAAAUCUUACAGCUGUAUAAGUGCUUUAAGGAUUAAACCAAAUGUGACUGAAGAUCAAGGAGUGAAAUAUAUUUGUAGAACCCAUCACCCUGCCACAGGACAAACUGCAGAGCAAGUACUGGAUAUGGAGGUUACCGCUCGUCCUGUGCUGGAUAGAAUACAGAGGACACAGAACUCUCUCUCUGUCGGUGACCAGAUAGAUCUGUCAUGUAGAAUUCAUUCAUUUUCCCCAUCACAGAUCACAGUUACAUGGUACAAGGAAGAUGAGACCAUAAAAGACUCACACACCAGUAACGCCCUCCCUGAACCAAAUGGCCUGUUUUAUGUCACUAGCACUAUGAAAUUCCACCCGACAAUAACGGACAUGGGGAAGAGAUUCAGGUGUGAAGUUCUACAUGACAGUUUUGUAGAGCCUAGAUAUAUCACAUAUACAUUGUGUGACCUGAGUAAGUAG